UCCGGUAGAGAAUUGCACGACGAAGAAUAGUGCUUACACAGUGAAAAAUACUCUGUCCAGAAAACUUUGAUAUAGUAAUACAGCAUGGUUGUACGGACAUAUCAAGAAGAGCUUGGGUAUUUGGAGAAGAUAGGUGGUAAUGCAUGGCGCAUAAAGAAAGGCUUUGUUCCCAACAUGAACGUUGAAGGAAUCUUUUAUGCAAAUGAUUCCUUAGAAAAACUUAUGUUUGAUGAAUUGAAGCAGUCCUGCCGUUCACAAGGUUAUGGAGGAUUUCUUCCUGGGAUGAAACAAAUUGGCAAUGUUGCAGCUCUGCCUGGAAUUAUUGGGAAAUCUAUUGGUCUUCCUGAUGUACACUCCGGAUAUGGAUUUGCCAUAGGUAAUAUGGCAGCAUUUGAUAUGGGAAAUCCUGAAGCAGUUGUCUCCCCUGGAGGUGUGGGUUUUGACAUCAAUUGUGGGGUUCGACUUCUAAGAACAAAUCUGAUGGAGAAAGAUGUCCAACCUGUCAAAGAACAGCUUGCUCAGUGUAUCUUUGACCACAUACCAGUGGGUGUUGGCUCUAAAGGCAUCAUUCCAAUGACAGCACAGAACUUAGAGGAAGCCUUAGAAAUGGGAAUGGACUGGUCAUUAAGAGAAGGCUAUGCUUGGGCUGAAGACAAAGAACACUGUGAGGAGUAUGGACGUAUGUUACAAGCAGACCCCAACAAAGUCAGUGCUCGAGCCAAGAAAAGAGGUCUGCCUCAGCUUGGAACUCUUGGAGCUGGGAAUCAUUAUGCUGAAAUACAAGUGGUAGAUGAAAUUUACAAUGAAGUCGCAGCCAGGAAAAUGGGCAUCGAAUGCAAAGGUCAAGUCUGUAUGAUGAUCCAUUGUGGAAGUCGAGGACUUGGGCAUCAGGUAGCCACAGACGCACUUGUUGCCAUGGAGAAAGCAAUGAAACGAGACAAGAUCGACGUGAAUGAUCGGCAGUUAGCCUGUGCUAGGAUAAACUCUGUAGAAGGACAAGAUUAUCUCAAAGGCAUGGCAGGGGCUGCUAACUAUGCAUGGGUCAAUCGUUCCAGUAUGACAUUCCUCUCACGACAGGCUUUCUCUAAAAUGUUUAACAGCUCUCCAGAUGAUCUUGACAUGCAUGUGAUUUAUGAUGUGUCACACAACAUUGCAAAGGUGGAGGAACACUUUGUGGAGGGUAAACAAAGAACAUUACUAGUACACAGGAAGGGUUCAACACGUGCCUUCCCACCUCACCAUCCACUUAUACCUGUUGACUACCAGCUGACAGGCCAGCCAGUGCUAAUUGGAGGUACAAUGGGGACUUGUAGUUAUGUAUUGACAGGAACAGAGCAAGGCAUGGGGGAAACAUUUGGAACCACUUGUCAUGGUGCAGGUCGUGCUUUAUCUCGAGCAAAAUCUCGACGUAAUCUGGAUUACACAGAUGUCCUGAAUGCACUUGAGGAAAAGGGGAUAAGCAUCCGAGUGGCUUCCCCAAAACUUGUCAUGGAAGAGGCACCAGAGUCGUACAAAAAUGUCACGGAUGUAGUUGAUACAUGUCAUAGAGCAGGCAUCAGUCAGAAGUGUAUAAAACUCCGACCCAUAGCUGUGAUUAAAGGUUGAGCUCUUUUCAUGGUGACUGAAAUAAAACCUGACAACAGACAAAUGAUACAACAAAACUCUACAUAUUGCCUGACCUGUCACUUCCCUACUGAAGCUCAAGUUCAUUGGUUGUGUCUAGACUCAGCAUAUGACUCACAGGCCACUCCCUACUGAAAGCACUAGUUAUGUCUAGCUUUUAUGCUCAAUGCUGAUUCGGAAUACAAAGUUGUAUUUUGCAGCAGAUGUUGUGUACUUGACAUACAAUAACAGUGUAUCAUUGAUAUAUACUGUUCAUGGAUUCCAUAUUGAUUUGUUUGAACUGAAAAUAGUGCUUUGUUUCAAGCAUUUACAUGAUGACAUAAACUCUUUAUCUACAAAGCAUACAUAUUUCAGUGUGCAGUGAGAAGUGAUGCAAGCUUACCAGCUUCCUUGUUCAGUGAAAGGUGAUUGGGGAAAGUUUGUGGAAUUUAUCAGCUGUAGUCUUACACUAGCUUGUGUUAUGAACUGAAUUAGUUCAAAACUAAUUAUCCCAUUUUACUCAUCAAACUAAUUACUUAUUUUCCUAUUUAUUUCAAUGUGGUAUACAUCAUAAAUUUGAUGUUACAUAUGACACUAAAUGUCAGCAUAUAGUGUUUAUUAUGGUAAACAGUAUAAAUUUGUUGUUACAAAUGACACUAACAUUUUUAAUGUUUAAUUACUGUUUGUUGAUAGACAGCAUAUUAUAAAUUAUUUCAUUUCCAUACAUAUGUGUCAUUUAAAUGGAAAUACUUAAGUAGUUCAAGUCUUUAUUUUCAAUUAGUGUAGUCAUGUAUUUAAAGUUAUUCAACAUGAUACCAUCCUUCAACUUGUUCAACUGUCCUUAUACAUUCUAAAAAAGAACCUGAAAAAAAGGAAACCAAAUACAUGUAGAUCGUAUAUAACUGUUUUAGUUUUUGAUCAGUCAAUAUCAGUCAUCAUUUAUUUAAAAAAGGAUUUUGAUCCAUGGUGAAUUUAUGAACGUGUAACAACACUUUUUAAGCACAGAUCACCUUAGUCUGUUAAUUAGUCGUGACUCUCCUAUCUGACUAAUCUUGAAUGGCUUGGUGAUAAUAUGAUUUUAUUUUACUGGCAUAUUUGGUGCUUUAAGAUGCUACUUUAACUUAUUAUGUACCUGCUAGAUAUAUCAUCAUGUUGGUACCAUUUGGUAUGAGAAGAGAAAUAAAAAAAAAAAAAUCAAAGGGACAUAAUUCAAUACUUGUUAUGUAUGUACCUGUCUUUCUGUAUUGGGUUAUUAAUCUAUCUAUCUGCUAUCCAGAUUGUUUUGUUUCUACUGGGUCAUACCACUGAGUGAGAUAUAUUUGAUUGAUACCUGCCAUGUAUUUACUACAUUUGUCCCCGAAUUUUGUUGAAUUGGAAAAAAUAUUUGCAAACAUUGUCAAGGCUUUCAACAUUACAUAUUAUUAUUCAAUCUUUUCCAUUUUGAUGAAUAAUCAUCCACCAACUGUUGAAAAUAACACUAUUACUCCAAAUUUUUUAUCAGAAUUAUGAUUAUUUAAUUUAAAAUUAAGACAGAUAAACAUGUUUCUGCAUUUAUAUGUAAAUCCUUGUGGAGAAUUAUGCUUUGUAGAGUAUGUAAAGUAACGAUUAUAGAGAGCAAAACUCAUAUAGAUAUAAAAAUUCCAAUAACUUAAUAGUCUGUAUACUUCUCUUAUGUAAAACAAGGGUCACUGCUGCAGGUUUUUACAUAAUGCAUCAUUUAUUGCUGCAAUGUUGUGGUAAGAGAUGUACUGUAUAUCAAUAGUUAUAUGAAUUGUAAUAAUCAGGAGAAUAUCCCUAUUUAAAAAAAAUGUGAAAAUGGCAUAUUUGAGAGUAGGAAGAUGACCAAAGUAUCCAUAUCAUACGAUGACCUAAAGACCAUAUCUUCCAAAAAACAAUGCAAAAUUAGUAAAAUGUUCAAAUUUUUUGACAGGUUAUGUCUCUGUGAUCAUUUUCAUAGUUUAACGAAAUGGAGAUAUUUUAAAAUGUCUACACAGUAUGAAUAAAAAUAGAAGAAUUAUUCAGAAAAGAAUCCCAAAGAUAACUGCCUGAAACAUUUCACGAAAUAACCCAUAUUCCUCAUUGAUAAGAAUAAGUAACACCAGGAUGUGUAUAUCACAAUCUUACUCGAGGUGUUUAGGUCAUCUAACCUGAAGGCCCGGGGUGACUUGUAACAUCGUGUUUCAGCGCGCCGACGCCACGCCGUUCAUAAACUUUCUAUUCAGAUGAUUUCUUCUCAGUAACCAAAACACCCAGGAUGCUGAUUUUGGGCAUGAAGCAUGAUAGGAUGAAGGGCUACUAAGUUUGUUGAUAUGAAUGACAUUGGCUUACUUCUGAAAUGUUUAACAACUUCUUCUAAAUCACCCAGAGGUCUAUGGAGCUGAUAUUGUGCUGUAGUAUACUGGUAUUAAGGGGUACCAAGUUUGUUCAUAUAAUUUAAUCUGACCCACUUUCAAGGUCACAGAUGUCAGAUUUGCCAAAAUCUUCAAACGACUUCUUAUCAAUAACCACAAUACCAAGGGUGCUGAUAUUUGGCCUUUUUUAUAUAGGGCCACCAAGUUAUUGAAUAUUUAUGACCUUUGCCAACUUUCAAGGUCUCAAGGGACAGAUGUGUAAAAAUCUUAAAACGACUUCUCAAUAAUCAACAAAAAAUCACAUGGUGCUAAUAUUCUGUCGGUUGGGUGGUGGGAUGAUGGGCUACCGAGUUUAUGUAAAUGAAUGACCUUGACCCAUUUUCGAGGUCACAGGGAACAAAUGUGUAAAACAACUUUUAAGUGCUUCUCAAUUACCAAAAAGGUCUAGACUGUUGAUUUUGAUUCUUUGAUUAAAGAAGAUGAAGGGCUACCGAUCUGUUCAAAUAAUGGAAAUGGCAUUUGUGUAGUAGCAUGUAUAAAGAAUAUGAUUUUAAGUUUUCAGAUAAUGUUUUUAUGACCUAAGAUUGCCUUCAUUGGCCUAUUUGGUUUCUUUCCUAUAUUGGUCUGUAUAGUCAGAUGAUCGUUAAGUCCCAUGAGCCUCUUGUUUUAGUUAUUUUUACCUCGGCACACAAAGCAUAUUUUCCUUUACGACGAUAUCAAAUCGUGCCAUAUUAAACAUCAGCUAAAUACUUCGCUUAUUGAUUUGAUGUUUAAUUCAUUAUCAUUUGUCACUAAAGAUUAUGAUCAUAAAGAAAACUUGUUCAUAAUCCGUAACACGGCAUACUAGAUCAAAAUCUUUGGGGUCUAGUAUGACAUGUGCUGUUUAUUUCAAUACAGUAAGCAUGUACAGGGAAGCAUUUCGUGUCCGUUAGCUGAUGACAUGUUUUGUUUUGAAUUGAUAUAAAAAUACAUCGUAGUUCAUGCGUGUAGCACUUAUUUUUGUAUCGUGUAGGAAAUUAUUACUAUGUUGCUUUAUGCAAAAAAUGUGUACAAAGUUUGUUCAGAGCUCGUCGAUUAUCAGUGGUUGUUAAUAUUUUACACUUAAUUACGUAGUUUAUCGCUUAGUUGAUCUAAUGGGUGCAAAGUACGAUAAUAAAUAAUUUUCUAACAUAACAA
Messenger RNA from Ylistrum balloti, 5129 nucleotides. Its product is annotated as RNA-splicing ligase RtcB homolog. Gene Ontology annotation, cellular component: nucleus; tRNA-splicing ligase complex. The coding region runs from base 85 to 1605 and encodes 506 amino acids. Lineage: Eukaryota; Metazoa; Mollusca; Bivalvia; Pectinida; Pectinidae. Gene Ontology annotation, biological process: tRNA splicing, via endonucleolytic cleavage and ligation. The record is from RefSeq and is a predicted model, not a curated record. The transcript has 14 exons. Gene Ontology annotation, molecular function: RNA ligase (ATP) activity.